AUGGUGCAGUCUCCCAUGAUAUCGUGUCCUCUCAAGCAAACGGCCGAGAUAGACUGGAUCGCUCCGCUCAAGGGAUAUAUCAGGCAGACCUACGGUGAUGACCCGGAUCGGUACUCGGAGGAGUGCGCGACUUUGAACAGGCUGCGGCAGGACAUGAGAGGCGCCGGCAAGGACAGCGCUUCUGGGAGAGACCUGCUCUACCGGUACUACGGGCAGCUAGAGCUGCUGGAUCUCCGUUUUCCCGUUGACGAGAAUCAUAUCAAGAUAUCUUUUACCUGGUACGAUGCCUUCACACACAAGGCAACCUCGCAGUACUCCCUGGCCUACGAGAAGGCCUCCAUCAUAUUCAACAUCUCCGCCGUCCUAUCCUGCCAUGCUGCCAACCAAAACCGUGCCGAGGACACUGGGCUCAAGACCGCAUACCACUCAUUCCAGGCCUCUGCUGGCAUGUUCACCUACAUCAAUGACAACUUCCUGCAUGCUCCUUCGACCGAUUUGAGCCGGGAUACGGUUAAGACGAUGAUAUCCAUCACCCUUGCUCAGGCACAGGAAGUAUUUUUAGAGAAACAGAUCGCUGACGGGAAGAAGCCGGGCUUCCUAGCCAAACUAGCCAGCCAUGCUGCUCAUCUGUUCACCCAGGCUGCCGAAGGUGUGCAGGAAAACGUUACCAAAGGCAUAUUUGAGAAAGUAUGGUGGAUUUUGACUUCUGCAAAGGCGUCACAUAUGUCCUCCCUAGCUUGCUACUACCAGGCCAUGGCUGACGAGGAGGGUGGAAUGCAUGGAGUGGCCAUUGCAAGGCUACAGAUAGCUGAGAAGGCUUCAACGGCCGCAAUCAACAUGGCAAAGUCGUUCCCGUCAUCCGUACCCUCUGGCUCUAAUCUUACGUCUGAAAACGGAAUGGUGCUGUUGGACAUGGUACGACGGCAGCUGGCUACCGUUCAGGAAAAACUGCCUUCAAUGAGGAAAGAUAACGAUUUCAUCUAUCACCAGCAAGUUCCAGCGGAGGCAUCAGUCUCCCCUGUUGCGAAGCUCCCCGCUGCAAAGGCUAUACCCGUUAGUGAACUGUACCAAGGCCAGGAUAUCCAGCGGAUAAUUGGACCGGACAUAUUCCAACGAAUAGUUCCAAUGUCUGUUACCGAGUCCGCAAGUUUGUACGACGAAGAGAAGGCUAAGCUUGUCCGGGCCGAGACAGAAAAGGUUGAAGCAGCCAACGGAGAAAUGGCUGCCAGUCUAGACUACUUGAAACUACCUGGUAGCUUAAAUAUACUCAAGGGGGGGCUGGACGACCAGUUGACUGCGGAUGAAGAGUUCAGAACUUGGUGUGAAGAAGUCUCUUGUCAAGAGCCGUUCAGAGGUACUCUUGAGGAUCUACAGGAUGAUAAGUCCUCGUUGCUUUCCACUCUGGAGCAGUGUACCAAACAGCUAGACACCGAGGAGAGCGUGUGCGAGAAAAUGCGCUCCAAAUACGGCGCGGACUGGACGCAGCAGCCAAGUUCGCGCCUUACAUCGACCCUGCGAUCAGAUAUUAGAAGCUACCGUGAGACCAUUGAUGAAGCCAGUUCGAGUGACUCCCAGCUCCUGGUUACUCUGCGGCAACAUGAGUCCGACUUUGAGGAAAUGCGUGCAGCUGGAGAGGCCGGUGAGGCAGACAUUCUCUUCCAGAAGGCGCUCAUUGCAGCUGGCUCGAAGCCAGGGAAAAAUGGAGCCACCCCAGGAAGCCCGUAUAGCAACAGAGCACCAGAGGGAAACCUUUUGGAGGCAGAUUAUGGGGAAGGAGGCUUAUCUGUCGCAGAACAGAUUGCAAAAGUUGAAGAACUGCUUCGGAAAUUGAACCUCGUCAAGAGGGACAGGAUGCAGACUUUGAAGGAUCUGAAAGAGAAGCAUCAACAGGUUCACAAUGACGAUAUCUCCAAUGUUCUUAUUCUCAACAAGAAGGCAAUCGCAAACCAAGAAGACCAGCUCUUCCAAACAGAGUUGGAAAAGUUCAGACCUCAUCAAAACCGGCUGCUCCAGGCAAAUCACAAACAAAGUGGCCUUAUGAAGGAGCUAGCCAAGGUAUACGGAGAUCUGUUACAGGACAAGCGGGUGAGGGCGGAGAAGUCAAAGUACGAAGUCCUCACCAAGCAGCGCAACACGGUUAUAUCCAAGUACAGAAAAGCCCAUAAAGCGUUUAACGAACUUCUCAACGGCUUAAGCCAGGCACAAGCAUUCUACAUGCAGAUGCGGGACACAAUCGACAACCUGCAGCAGAACGUCGAGACCUUCCUCAACAACCGGCGGUCCGAGGGAGCCCAGCUGCUCAGCCAAAUCGAGCGGGAUAAAGCUGCCCAAGCAUCGGGCCAUGAAGAACGUGAACGAGACAAGCUGAAGAACCUGAUGGAGCGGCUGUCAGUCGACCCAGCGUCUUCGUCAUCUACUCCACCACCUCCUGCACCCAAACGGGCAACUAACACAGCGAAAUCACCUACCCACUCUGGCCUGCCACCACAGCAACCUCCAACCCGAUCCCCUAUCACUGCCCAAUAUCCCCCCUCCACUUCAACCGGUUACCCACCCGUUGCCUACCCAAGCGGCAAUGGUAUCUCACCCACCGAAGGCUACGGCUCCCAACAGCCGUACACCCAGCACAUGAACCCAGAAGCAUACAACCCGAUGGCCUACCUAUAUCAACAACCACCGACUUCACCUCCUCCGCUGCAACAGUAUUAUGCCAGCCCACCCUCGUAUGGUGGCUAUCCAGGUUCACCACCCAUACCUCAACCCCAGAUCCCACCAAGCCAUACCCCUCAAUAUCUACCGCAGGGCUACGUGCCUCCGCCGCCGCCACCACGCCACUCCCCAGUACAAUAUAACUCACCUGGCCAGGGGCAAGGGGGCUAUCAGCAACCCACCAGUAACUAUCCUCCCAGCCAGCCAUCCCAUCGCGCAAACCAGCCUUCCCAGUCCCAAAAUCAAAAUGAUCCGUGGGCAGGACUGAAUGCAUGGAAGUAA
Messenger RNA from Trichophyton benhamiae CBS 112371, 2991 nucleotides. RefSeq lists its product as uncharacterized. Gene Ontology annotation, molecular function: protein binding. Bases 1 to 2991 code for a protein of 996 amino acids. Gene Ontology annotation, biological process: protein transport to vacuole involved in ubiquitin-dependent protein catabolic process via the multivesicular body sorting pathway. Gene Ontology annotation, cellular component: endosome. The transcript is spliced from 3 exons. The record is from RefSeq and is a predicted model, not a curated record. Lineage: Eukaryota; Fungi; Ascomycota; Eurotiomycetes; Onygenales; Arthrodermataceae.